Messenger RNA from Bursaphelenchus xylophilus (pine wood nematode), 1569 nucleotides. Lineage: Eukaryota; Metazoa; Nematoda; Chromadorea; Rhabditida; Aphelenchoididae. The record is from the annotation of a GenBank genome assembly.
AUGCCAAUUGUAAUCCAAUAUUGGAAAAACAAAGGGAUCAAGGCGAUAUUAUUGAUCACUUUGAAGGAAGGAGAGGAAAUUAAACAUGAUAAAGCGGCUGCAAAAGUUUUGCAAUUCGCUGAGGAAGAGCUGGGUGUAAGUAAAAUGGGAUGUAACAUUCUGUAAUCUCAGAUAUUCAUUAUUUUUUCCAUUUUUUAGGCAAAAGUCGAGUACUUCCGCAACAAGACGCUCAAAACUGGCCAAUUUGCGCAAACUUUGCGAAGUUUUGCCGCAGGCACCGAAUUCUCAAGGCACUUGGAUCCGGAUAAAACGGUGUUCAUCACAAGCGACGCAGAUUUCUUUCCAAAUGAUACAAAAAAUCACAUUCCCAAAGUGAGAAAAGGGAAGGAAAUCUUGUUUUACGACCACGAAUGCUGUGGGUAUUUGAGGUUCCACGGCGAACGACAUCGGAUGUACAUGAUGAUUACAAUUGGCAUGACGUUGAGAAGGUGGAGGGAAAUCAUAGGUAGGCCUUAUUCCUAUUUACAAUUAACUCAGACUUCCAUCAAACUUGGCUCGCCAAAUUGUCGAAUCUAGGGAGAGCACGCGAAGAGCGGAGAGCGGUCCGAGAGAGAAGCGUUUUUGGUCAUGUCUUUGUCAGUUUGGCGCGGAGACACCUUAUUUUUAGUUGAAACAUUUCCCUAAAUGUGGUCAGCGGUCAGGCCGGGCUCGAAAUUUGACAAGCCGGCAGGGCCGUGGGCCAUAGUUUUUUUCAGGCCCGGCCGUUCUCAUUGUUUCCGCGCCGGGAAAAUUCAUUGAUGGUUACAACUUCUCAAAUAUGAAAGAUUUUCUAGGCUUGAGAUAUUCAAAUAUCGCAUAUCUGAAGAUUUUUUAUCGGAUGUUUAAAAAUGCACAACAAGAAUGCAAAAUGUAAACCAAAUAUGUGCGCGUUGUUUUCCGUACGUCCCCACUAAAUUUAUGAAGCCUCAUAGCACCAAAGACGUAUUUUCAGGGAUCCCAGACCAUCCAAUUGACGGCGACUGGGUGGAUUCUUAUGUAAAUAGCACCUUUUUGGGGGUGAUUCACAAAAAGAACGUAUGGUGGCAAUGGUUUUUGGAUCAGCGGUUCUUCAGCAUCAAACUGAAAAGAUGGAGUGACAUAAAUCAAGAGGAGUAAGUUAUCCAUGGAAAGUAAACUAAUGGUGUUUAAUUUUUCAGAUUCCAAAACGUCGUAGAAUAUUAUCGCCGCAUAGGACAGCCUCGCCUAGAGAGAUGGGAAUGGCCAGACGACGAAGUUAUGGCCAAGACAGAUGUCUGGAAGACCUACGAAAGUGCUCAUCUGACUCCGGGGAUCUUCAUGGAUAACAUUUGGGAGAAGAAUCUCGUUUUUUACAAACGAAUCUUCCCUUCGGAUCAAGUCGAAAAGCUGACGGAAUAUAGAAAUAGUGUGGUGGAGGUGAUGAAUGUAACCGAGACUUUGAGACGGCAUUAUCAUCCAGCCCAGAAAGACCCAUAUUGGAAAACGACUUUCCAAAUGAAGGGCAUGCUGGGCGAAGCAAAGGAUAAGGAAAAGAAGAGGGAGAAGCCCUGA